AUGACCGCAGAGGGAGAGCAGCACCAAAUGGACGGGGACAAAAUGAUGAGGCAUCUCAGGGAGCUAGAAAAGAGCUACCACAUUAUGACGAAGGAAUAUGAGAACAUAACAAACGUGAGUGUAAAGAACAAUGUAGAAAAUAUUAGGAUAAUAAAAAACGUGUUUAUUUUAAAUAGCCUCAUCGAUAAAGUGAAUAAAAAGCAUUUAAUGGAUGCCUUUGAAAAUGUAGAAAAUACAUUAAUUUUUAUUUUAAAAAAAAAUAAUACCAAUUUUGUCUUAAAAUUGGUAGCCAUAUUUUACCUAAAAUUGUGCUCCUACACAAGCUAUAAUAUUAGGGAACUGUAUGGCAGGUUAUUUGAGAUGACCCUGAACAAGUCGGUCGUCAACUCCCCAAGUGAAUUAAAAAGGCUGCAUGAGCACUUUCUAAAAAAUACCCUUCUUUUUACAUCCCUAAUUUUGGCACAUGUGCAUUCUCGGAUCGGUUCACACAUUUCUUCUCUGAUUGAGUACUCAAAAAAAAUAAAAAAAUCGGACAGUCAACAAUCCAAGUACUUCUACCUGGAAUGCGCAAACCAAAUAAUAAAAACAGCACAAAUGACCCCCACGGACAGUGAAAAAAUCUACAAAUUUUUGAAAAGACAAUUUAAUGAAAAAGAUGAAUUAAUUAAAUACAGAAUUGUUAAGUGUCUGACGUCCAUGUUUAUUGUACACCCUGAAUACUCCCUCCUGGACUUUGACUUUUUCGUAAAAUGUAUCCUUGAGGAUACUUACCUGAGUACGUAUUUAUGCCUGGUCAACCUCAAGCACAUCAUUAAGUUUCUCACUGUGAUGUUCUGCAAUUGCGCCAAUGUGAGGUAUAACCGAAAUAUCAACGAUUACGGUGCAGGUAAAAGUAGCUCCAAAAAUGGCGCAGAUGGGAUGGCUUCAUUUGCCAGUGACACUGCUGCGGAGAGGGAAGAUGAAAAAAACGAAGACGAUGACGAGGAUGAUGAUGAAGACGAAAAGGGUGAAGAAGGCGAAGAUGAGCAAUAUGAGGAGGCAAAACGGAGGAACAACAAAGGCAGCAAAACGACAACCGAUGAAGGAAAAAAGAAAAGUUUCUUUUCCGAUUUUAUAAAAAUCGCAACAGACGAAAUAGUGUCUAAAAUUAGCAAUAUAAAGUUAGAAGAAAAAGACGGAGGAAAAAAUUACAUUAAGGUAGAUCAUGUGGAUGGGUUUUUAUUUCUCACAGAUAACCUCUUUAAUAAGAAAAUUGUGAGAAAUAAAAAGAGCGUAUUAUUUGUGUACGACUUCGCUUCCUUUAUGGUCUUCUUUAAGAGGACCCUGUUGAAAAUGUUCAACGAUUAUCAUCACGAUUACACGGAAUUGAAGAAGCUGCACUUUUUGAAAAAAUUGGAGAAGUUCACUUACUACGCAGAUGUGCUGCACCACUUUGGAACGAAUGUGUACACCCCCGGUGGAGGUGCAGGUGUAGUGUACGAAUUUUUUAGAAAGCAGAAAAAAGGGUCCAGAAUGAGAACCGCGUCAUCCGUACCUGCAUGUGCAUCUGGAUCUGCAACUGCUGGUGGUGAAACAAGCGACAGUGAUACGUUUAUCAAUUACCUCCUCGAGAAGGACUACAAAUUGAUGAAAGAAAAGGAACCACUGCGUUACGAUGAUUUACACAUAUCAAUUGAGGAAAAAAAAAUCUUCAGAACGUAUUGCUCCUUGGUAAGUAGUACCCUUUUAAGAAGUAUUUUCUUCCAGUCCUUUAAGAAUUUACUCUCCUUUUCGAAGAAAUUUUCUGGAAAGUCCAUCAUAAAAAUUAUCAAGCUGUUUCUUCACCUGCUUGAUGUGGCAUGUACAAAUUGCGCCAAAAAGAAAAACGUAAAGAAUCCGCUCCACACGAACAAUAUAGCAAAUAGCUUUGAAAUAAACUUCCUCCUGUUCCACUUUACCGACGUUGUACAAGAGUUGGUGAGUAGGAAAAAAAGAGACAUCUAUACGAUUGUUAAGGAGAAGGAGUACAAGGCCAGGGAGAGGGAAAAGUGCAAAAUGGACGACAGUAGCGAAUACGAUGAUCGGGAAGGAAGCAAACGCACUUCACAUGAGGAGGAAAAGGGGAAAAUGCAUAGCACCUCGUUAUUUUGUGAAAAAAUAGACAACGAAUCCAGGACAGGUGAAGAGAGUAAUACCCACCAGAGUGGUGAAAAGGGCACGAACAACAUCGCACAGAUUGGCAAUACAAAUUCGAGUGACCCGAACGGAGGGAAUAAUGACUCAAAUUGGUACAAUCGAAAGAGGAGCACGUCCAGUCAAAACGGGAUGAACUCACCAAAUGGCAGCAAAACGAAAAAGGAGUUCGCACCCAUGAAGCGAAAAAAUAAAAGGAGCGAAGAAGAUAAUAACGUGAGGACCUACAUACAAAAUCAAGUAAAGAAUUAUUUAAUACAAAACAAUGAUACCAAUAUAGAUGUGAAUGAAAAAAAAAAAAAUAACAUUCUCCUCAAGGGACUAAUAAUUUUAUACAAUAAAGCCAUAGUAAAUAAUAGUAGCAUAAAAAAGGAAAAGUAUGAUAAGUAUGAGAACUUUCUGAAAAUGAUCCUGAACAACAUGAACGGAGUUCACAUUGAUAUAGAUCUACUUAGACACAUCAUACAUUUAUUUGUUAAGGUAUUUUUAAAGUUCCCUCAGUAUACCUACCAUUUAAUAACCCUGCUGGUGAACUACAUUACAAUAAUUAACGCCAAUUUUAUGACCUCCUUAACGCUGAACACAUUUGAUGAUAUAGAAAAACAAGUGAGCAUUUUAAUUAUCAGCUCCGUUUCGUUAGAGAAGAUUUUAUACUCCUCCUCCAGGUUCUACAGAUUCUACCAUUUGAACAAUUUAAUUCUGUGCGUUUUUGAUAUAUGCAAGUUAUUUUUGUCCAAGGUGCAGACACACCCUUUGAAGACCAUCAACGAGCUGAGGAGAAUUAUUUCCUUUUCUCUUAUCCAUGCGAUCACGUCGGUGGUGGUGUACGAGGAGGUGCGGAACAGGCGCAGUGACAAUGGCGUGGACCAGGGUGAGGAGGAACGCAUCUCCGAAAAGGAACCCCCCUCAACCACGACCCAAGAAGGAACGCUGAAACAUUUCGGGAAACAGGAACCACUCUACGACAGUGUCCUCUUCAAACUGCUGAUGGAUAUCAUGCGUGAAAUGCUCAACGAAAUUGAGGAGGAAAAAAUGCAGCGUUUUAUCAGUUCCUAUGAAGAACAAAUUAAAAAAAAGAAAAUGAACUCAGCGAAUUUCUUUAUCGUGGAUAAUUUAUUCAUUCUAGUGUACAUUUUAAAAAGUGUGCACACUAUUCUAGCAUCAGACAUUUUUACCUUUUCCUUUUUUGAUCAUAUUUACAAAAUUGUGCAGACCCUGUUCGAUUUCUUGCGCCAAAUGCAUGAGGUAAAAAAGGAACAUUACGACAAUGGAUGUGAGAAUUACGAAGCGCAGGUUGCCACAAUAGCCCCCCCGAAAAAAAGCAAAGAGAAAAGCGUCACCACUGGAAGUUACUCAAAAAAAGAGGGAACAAAAUCCUUCCACUUUUUCGAGUACGGAUUUACUCAAAUGUGUAGACUGAUAAACAUUGAAAAUGUUUUUUUGAUUUUUCUCAUUUACAUGCUGAAGAUUUUUUGCCGCGUCUACAAAUUUGUGAAGCAGAAACUGGGAAAGGGAGGAAAAAGUGGAGGGUCUUCAGAGGACGUUGCGCUUGCAAAAAACGGAACCAAAAUGUGUAUCGAGUCUGUCGAGGAGAGAUCCCCUUGUGAGGGAAAUCACAGCGGGGAAAAUUACAAACGGGGCAGCAGCAGCAGUGGCACUACAACAGGUGCUACGGGGGAAGUUCCUACCACUACUGCUAAUGCGGUUACUGAGUCUGUCCCCCCGAAUGAACCAUUUGCCCCCAUAUGGGAGGCGCUGAUACAGGCCAAGUCCUUCGAAGGAGAGCUCUUUAACGUCUUCCUCGAGUUGCUGAUCUAUUUGGUGAAAAAUAAAGACAAGGACAAUUUUAACAACGCAGUUAUUAACAUCCUGCAGAGGGAAGAAGCAAAGCGCAGGGAAAAGAAAAAAAGGAAGGAAACUACUACCGAUGUUGAAAAAAGGAAGAGCCAGCUAUUUGGGGAAGACCCAGAAUUGGACACCCUAAAUAUGCUGACGAAUAACUACGAAGCCUAUUACGAAUUGGUGCUAAUCCAUUUCGUGCAACUUUUCCAACUGUACGUAGAAAAAAAAAAAUAUUUCAACGUUAUUAUAAAAAAUAUUUACAGGUGUAUCUUAAAUGUGGACUUAAAUAAAAACGAGUUAAUAAUUUAUUUGCUAAUUUUGGAUAAAUUUUUAAAAACCAAAUUUUAUAACAAAAAAAAAGGAAAAAUAUUCAAAUGUAUGUUGCCCAUAUUUAAUGUACUAAAUAGCCAUUUUGUAAAUCAAAAUAGUGGACUUUUAAAUUCUCUUUUGAUAAGAAAUUUGACUCAUUUUAUUUGCCACGAUGAUAAUAUAGACUCCUACAUCUUCAGUUAUGUUACGAAAUUUUACCAGGCAUACUCCAGACAGAUUUUGCAGGAAAAAUAUUUGUGUAUCGUUUUUUCGAUAUUUUUAAAAAGUGUCAUUUUGUCUUAUAUCAAAAUUGAAGAUAAUAAUUCAUAUGUGAUGAAGGAAAAUAAGAUGCCCAUCGUGGGGGGGACUUUCCCCUCUAGUAAUUUAAGUGCCACCUCCUUGUGUAGCAGCACCUUUUUGGAUACUCCAAGUAGCACACGCAGUCGUAUCUUUUUAACAACUAAGGGGAAAGCCACAAAAAAAUUCAAUCCCAAGAAAGCCAUUUUCAAUAUAGCAAACUUCCGAACGUUGGAUUUAUGCCAACCGCUCAGCUUUUUAGGACAACGGAAGAGGGGAAGCUCCUGUAGAGGAAUCAAACGUAGCAAAUUUUACAACCGCCCAAAGAAGGGUAAAUUGGCAAAAUGUUCCAGCAGUGGCGUAUCAAGGUGCGCACAGGGUAAGUCAAGCUAUCUGGACAGACUAGCGAAUGGUAAGCUGUUUGGUCACGAAAAGGGAAAGGUGCUAGAAUUCUUCGAUACUUACCUAAACAUGCUGAAGGUGAUUCCACAUGAUAACAAAGUAUUCUCACUCGUUUUGAGAAACUUCAACGUGGUGGUACGAAAGAUGCACACCCGAGUUAACCUGCGCAGGAUUAAGGACUGCCUGGAUGUCGUGCUGGCUUACAUACUCAAGGAGGAGAACACGAACAUCUACCGCUUCGAAAUUGAACGCGGGGGGGGUGUCAUAGGGCUGUUUAACAACCUAUUGAGGAUUCUACAAAGGGGGGGUAUGCGAAUCGGCAGGAAAGGGGACACCAAUGUGGGGGUUAAAAAGGGCCACAAAGAACCCACCUGUAAGAAGCUGUCCAGCUCCCAGAGACAAACGUUACUCGAAGUCGAGAACCAAGUGCUGAACAUAUUCGAACUUUUCCUAACCUGUUAUGAAAAGAAAACGGACCGCCGCUUGUUCAGCACGAUUAACAUCAUGUUCCGUUUGGUGAAGAAAAAAAAGUUGGAAAAUUUUAUGAACAAAAUGUCGAUACUAAUACAGAGGAACAUAUUUUUGCAAAGCGAUAAGAAUAAAAUUCAAGGCGCAAUAAAAUGCGUGUGUAAAUUGCUGAAGAGGAAGGUCCAAAUUCCAUUAAGUGACAAUUUUGAUUAUCACCUGUUGGUGAUUUACAACCAUCACAGUGGGGACAAGAUGGACGACAAGUGCAUCACAGAACUGCUCCAAAUGAGGAUACUCACAUACGGUUUUUAUAAUGUUAACCAGUGGACAAAAUUGUUUGACAGGAUUUUAAAUUCUAAAAAUAUGUUCCUGUAUGAUCUCAUAAAAUAUCGAUCCAAGGGAAGGUACGCCAAGUAUGAAAGGAAUGAUUGUAAUAAAAAUUUGCCGGAACAGGAUGCCACGAAGGAAAAUAACUUACUAACAAAUGAGAAACAGCCAAAUGAGGAACUGAAGAGCUGUUCCACCUUUCACACCUCAUUGUUUAGCAAACAUUUUACCCACAAUAGACACAUAAAUUUAAAAGAAGAAAAUGAGCAAACGGGGGGGAACAAGACCAUGUACUUUUUUAACGUUUUCAAAUUAAGGCAAAGUGAUUUCACCUUCUCGUUUGAUACGAAAUAUUUGGCAAUGAAAUUGUUGUUAUUGUUUCUGAAAACUGUUAGUCUUUCCCCCCUUGUGUGUGUGCACAACGACGCUUACUAUGUGAGUUACGUGAAGAAGCGCCUGAAGAAGGGGAUACUGAGCGGGGGAGUGCCAACCAACGGGCAGGAAAAGCCUACGGGUGGCAGGGUUAGUGAUUCUAAGAAUUUUAAUAAAGCUGCUCGAGAAAGAAAUAGCAAGAAAGUUUCCCGAAGCAGCAGCGCGUGCACGCGAAGAAGCCACGCCAGUGACAGCAGUUGUAAUGACCUAGCACCACCUCAACAAUCUAUCACAUGGAAUAAAAUGAACAAACGGGCAUAUGUCCCCCCAUGUGAUGACUUCUGCUCAAGGGAAAGGAAUGAAAAGAUGAAGGACCAAAUGAGUUACAUCGAAGAUAUGCUCAUUCGUAGGUGUGCCAAAUGGGAGGCUACAUUUAACAAUGUCAACGUUGAAAAUAUCGUGGAGAACUUUUCCCUGUAUGAUAAUUUCGAACAAAUAUUAAACAUCAUAUUGCACAACAUAAAUUAUGGGAUCAGAUUUGAGAAGCUGUCUAGACUAGCCAUAAAAGCUUUGAUUCAAUUUUUAAAAAUUUUUAAAAACUCCAAAAUAAUUUUGGAUGAAUUUUCUAGUAACCAUGAAAUUAUGCUGCUAACAAAUUACGAAAUUAAUAUUUUUACAUCUCUGAAGAUGUACUAUGAGUCCUUUCACUUUUUGUAUUUUAGCUACCUAGAUGGUAAUCCUCCAGGGGGGGAUAGUUUCGACGUGGUUGGAGAUAAACCCAAUGAGCAUCUACAAUUUUCGCACUUUUUUCUGAACCCACUGAUGAGGGUAUACAACUUAUUUCUAUUGCUAAACGAAAUUGGGUUGUGUAACUCGCACGCAAAAUUUGUGGAAUACUUUUUUUAUUUUGCCAUGAAGGGAAGUCAUGCUGAUAGGGAAGAACUUACAGAAGGUACAACACAUGCACGGGAAAAAUCUGACAUGAUGAAUGGGAAUGUUUCCAUGAAUGGAUAUCACACUUCUAAUGGGAAUGCUCUACCACAUAUAUUGGAAAGGAAGAAAAUUCCUACAAUAAAUUCGUCGCUCUUCUUCUCAGAAUUCGACUCCUGCGUGUAUUACCUCUUUUCAUACAAAUCAUUCUGCCUCUAUGUAAUAAAUAGCGAGAAGGCCCAAAGGAACCUUGGCAACUUUAACAUAAAAACGGUGGUAAAGAAUAUUAGCUACAUUUUGUAUGACACGAUUGUUAUGUACUUUUGGACAUUUGGGCAUAGCGGAGGAGGAGGUGCAGAGAACUGUCAGGACGAAGUGAUUCACAGAUUUUUUACCUGCAUGAACGAAAAGGCAAGAAGCUUGUCCACUUUUUAUUUCAGUGCAUUUGCAAUAUUUUUGCAAUUUUUAAACAUCAUAAGGAGGAGCAAUGACCUUAUCAUAAGUGCGAAGAAUUGUACAUUGUUCAAAACGUUAAUAUAUUUUUUGUGCUACCAUUUGAAGGAGCAUAAGGACAGAUUAAAAGAGGAAACGAAGGAGAUAUACUUUAAGUUCAUUUUUGGGUACUUAAGUUUGACUGGAUUUGAUUCAGAUUUGUCCCACCAGGUGGGCAACACCAUUUCUGAGCAGGGAGACGUCACACUGGAUGAGGCGCAGUUGUCCAGUUCAGUAAUCACAGAAGGGAAGGGGGAAAAAUCUCAUAGGAUUGAAAACUCAAGCAGAAGUUGCGUCGGCGAAGACAUGUCUAAACCGUUGUCUCUUCCCAGUGAAACUAUGCAGUGUUUUUACGAAGUGUCAGGGAUCCCUUUUUUAAAAACCGUUUUGGAUUACAUUUUGAAGCAUUUGAUAAUCUUUGUGAACGAAAAAGUUUUACCAAGCGUGCUCGAAUUUGUCUCUCUCGCGCAUGAGCAUUUCGCAAAUUUGGACGGUGCAGGGGGGAGCCACCACAGCGUGCUGAGAAAAGUGUUCACAUUGCACUUAUUCGUAUUGGGUAAAUUUUUAAGAAAGAGGCGUUACGGAGAUAAACGCGGCAGUGCUGGCUUCAGAGGUGGGGACGAUGGGGGGAUGCUAACUCGGCUGUGGAACUCCGUGCUCAGCUGCUACACCCUAUUGGGGAGGUUAGAGGGGGUGCAGCUAGAGGAAGGAAAGAUUACCGAUGAAAAGGUUACAGAUGCAAAAACGGCGGAAGCCAAACUGGCGCACAAAAUAAAGGCCCUGCUGCAGGCGCUGUUCUUCCAGAAGAUGAAUCUCCUGAAGGAGGAAAAGCUGAGCACCAGGUUGUUGAAGUUGUUCUUUCAAAAUUGCAGCGAAAGUGAUCUGCAGAAUUACCUAAGCCAUAUGAAAAGUUACAAAGGGGAAAUGGUCAAAAUGGUGAAGAACCAGGAUUUGCCGCGCUUAAAACUAUUUUACAUAAAGGUUAUCAUUUUUAUACAUCAUGUCAACACAACAGACAUGCUGGAUGGAAGGAGAAAGGUGCAUUACACAGAAGAAAUAUUGGACGUGUUUAUUAUCGCCUCACGUAGGAUGAAAAUGGCAUACCACGACAUGGGUAUGGAAAUGAAGCGAAGAAAUAUGAGCCCCAAAAAAAAGGAAGAAAAAAACAGGCACACAAAGAACCAAAUUAUACAAUCCUUUUUAAAUGCCAUAAAGAAUAUAUUUACUCUUCUCCAAAAAAGGGAAGAUUCCAUCGUUUUUUAUUUUACACAUAAUUUGAUAAAAAACGACAUGCUGCCCAUUCUCCUGGUUGAUCAUCCCACGGAAAAUGUGGACUACGAAGAAUUGAUACGAGCAGAUUCGUCCGAGGAAGAUAUUAUUACCUACCCCGUCAAAAUUUUAAACUCCUUUUUUGACACCUUCAUGGGUAGAGAGGCACUCAUGAGGAAGAUUCUCAUUCCGUAUAUUACCUUUGUUCACAAGGUUUGUCGUUUAUGUGAUGCAAACAGGAUUGAUAUUACAAAGUCUUUCUUAACCGUCGAUGCAAAUGCAGACAAAACGAUUAACCCGUUAAGUGUGGGUGAAGGAAGUUCGUGCCCAGAGAACUGCUUCCCCCGCACAGCAGUUGUACGCACGGGAAGUGGCACCAUGACGAUAUAUUUCAAAGAAGUAACAAACGUUUUUAGAAAUGUCGCUUUUAAGAAUGCCUCGUUUUUUAAGGACGUCCUGGCGGACAUCAGUGGGGAAGAGAAAGUCAUGGUAUAUAACCUGAUCAAAGAGGCAAUUUCUGUAGAGGAGCAGACGGAGCAGCGAACUAAGCAGGAACAGGAAAAGCUGGACUUCAGCUUUGUCAAUUAG
Messenger RNA from Plasmodium coatneyi, 9468 nucleotides. RefSeq lists its product as uncharacterized. The record is from RefSeq and is a predicted model, not a curated record. NCBI's taxonomy places the organism in Eukaryota, Apicomplexa, Aconoidasida, Haemosporida, Plasmodiidae. The transcript has 2 exons. Bases 1 to 9468 code for a protein of 3155 amino acids.